This is a messenger RNA of Daldinia childiae, 1830 nucleotides long. RefSeq names its product Lactose regulatory protein LAC9. Lineage: Eukaryota; Fungi; Ascomycota; Sordariomycetes; Xylariales; Hypoxylaceae. Bases 1 to 1830 code for a protein of 609 amino acids. Gene Ontology annotation, biological process: DNA-templated transcription; positive regulation of transcription from RNA polymerase II promoter by galactose. The record is from RefSeq and is a predicted model, not a curated record. Gene Ontology annotation, cellular component: nucleus. Gene Ontology annotation, molecular function: zinc ion binding; DNA-binding transcription factor activity, RNA polymerase II-specific; RNA polymerase II cis-regulatory region sequence-specific DNA binding. The transcript is spliced from 3 exons.
AUGCUUACCCUUGAGGAGGUGUCAGAGCGAUUAAGGUCACGAACAGAGGUCCUCGAACAGCUAUUUCCUGACGCGUCCGUGGAUGAGCUCAUUGGCAAGAGUCGUGAUGAGUUGCUAGAAAUCCUUCGCGUAAACUCAGUAUCUAAAGGGCCAUCGGUGGAAUUAGUUAGCCGGCCUGCUGAAUAUGCCGAAGCGGCUGAUGAUUCCGCCCAAGUAUCUGAAAACGGCGAGCCUGCGACCGAUCGGCAAUGGGACGAGUCAAGUCACCAGCCGCCUGUACUGCAGGCUGCCGAUGAUAUCAACGCUAUCAAUCUCGCAACCGACAAACACCGUCGCUCUUAUCUAGGAGUGACUUCAAUCAGCGCCAUUCUCCGAGCAGUUUUCCGAUUUUGUCCCUCGGCAAAGCAUCGCGUUGCUGAGCAAGCCAAGAAAUGGUCUGAGAAUCCUAUUCAACCCCAAUCUCAAACUGUACCAUUUAUGAGCGGGGACUUGAGUACCCAUCUCCUCAAAGAGCAACGAUGUAUCGAUUUCUAUUUCGAGCAUAUUCAUCCAAUCGUUCCCAUGCUAGAUGAAGAAGACUUCCGGAAUUCCUACUCCUUAAGACAUCGCAGAGAUCCUGGUUGGCUCGGUCUACUGAACAUGGUGAUAACUCUUGGCUCUAUAGCCUCUGGGAGCGAUACCCUUCAUGAACAAUACUACGAACAGGCUCGCAACUUUUUAGAUCUCGAUAGCUUCGGUGCCGGCAAUCUAGAAAGCUUACAAGCUCUCUGCUUGCUUGGGGGACUCUAUUUGCAUUAUCGAAAUGCCCCGAAUAUGGCCUAUGCUGUCCUUGGUGCUGCACACCGCGUCGCCAUCGCUCUAGGUUUACAUAGAGAGUCUAGGCAUCGAAAUACCACUAAUAGUAAAAUUCAAGAGGAAACGAAGCUAAGCCGCACCGAAACUAAACGUAGGACGUGGUGGAGUUUAUUCUGUCUUGAUACUUGGGCAAGUAUGACACUGGGCCGUCCAACCUGUGGUAGAUGGGAGGGCACCACGAUGGACACUUUAUUUCCCAGUCUUUUAACUGAAAAUGAUCAUAUGGCAAUGUCAUUAUCUGCUAGUCUCCAGUUUUGCCUAUCAUGCAACCGCAUACAGAAUCGCUUUGCACGGUUCAGUCGUCUUACGAUCGCCGAGGCAGUGUCUUAUGAUGAAGAGUUGCAAACGUGGUACGCUUCCAUACCUCUAGUCCUUAGGUCACCGACAAACUCGCCAUCACGUCUCACAAUUGCACGCGAAUUCAUGCGCAACCGCUACCUUAAUAUACGUUUAAUUCUGAUGCGAUCUCUAAUAUUAUAUCUUGCCCAUAGCCGCAUUCAAAAGGCUCAGCUUAGCGCAGAAGAACUUCAAAUUAUUGAUACUUGCCGAACCGUCGCGGGUGAAGCUAUUGAUUCGAUAGCACUGUACUGGACGCCAAACAGAAUUCACGUCUGGAACUCAGCUUGGUACCUUUUUCAAGCCUGUAUGAUUCCUCUACUUUCCAUCGUGAUUGAGCAAUCGCGCCCCAAUCCGAAUGCCGAGUCAUUGACCUCGGCUCGCGCAAGCUUGGUCAAAGCUCUCGAAACUUUCUCAGAAAUGAAGCCGUGGAUGCGGGCUUCCGAUAGGGGACCAGACAUAGUCGCAGCGAUAUAUGAAGCAAUUACUGGUGAAGCGGAAGUUGCUGGCCGAACCCCAUCUCAGGAUGGAGAUUCAAAUUUCUUCGGCUGGUAUGAUGAACAGCUUACCGCCGAGUUGGACUGGGGCUCGUUCCUAAUGGACGAUGAUCUCCAGGGAGCUUUCUUCGUAGCUCAAUGA